Molecule: messenger RNA, 972 nt
Organism: Colletotrichum truncatum
Lineage: Eukaryota; Fungi; Ascomycota; Sordariomycetes; Glomerellales; Glomerellaceae
Product: acylthioesterase ii
Biological process (GO): acyl-CoA metabolic process; fatty acid catabolic process
Cellular component (GO): peroxisomal matrix
Molecular function (GO): fatty acyl-CoA hydrolase activity
Source: RefSeq, a predicted model, not a curated record
AUGGCCACCACGUUGGAAGAGCAAGUCUCGGUGGACCAGCUGGGCCCCGAGCAGUACGUCAGUCGCGUCAAGCCCGCCCGGAUGGGGAACGCGCGGAACAUUGCCUACGGAGGGUGCGCCAUGGGCUGCGGCAUUUCGGCAGCAUACGAUUCAGUGCCAUCAAAAUACCUUCUCUAUUCAGUCACCGGGACCUAUCUUGGUCCGGCCUUGACCGACCGCAAGUUGAAGUUCUCGGUCCGCAAAAUCCGCGAUACCAGAACCUUUGCCACGAGGCUGGUUGAGAUAAGCCAAGACCAGGAUGACGGACAGUCGCGCCCAUGCAUGAUCAUGCUGGCCGACUUUCAAGUAAAGGAGCCGGCUUCCAUGUUGGUAUACUCGCCUCCGCCGUCGAUGACAUACUCGCCGCCGGAGAAAUGUCUCGAUAUUCAUCAGGGCACCGCGGAACUAGUCCGGAGAGGAGUUGCGACGGAGGAGAUGGGCAAGGCUUACCUGGCGACAUUCGGCUUCAACAGCAUUUUCUUUGAGACUCGUGCGACGCCCGAAGGCGUUGCGACAAACAACCUCCACGGCAUGGCCAGGAAAGCAAAAACUCCCCAGGACGGUCUGCCUCUCACAUCCAAGACGUCCGCCGACUGGGUCCGCUGCCGGCACCCCUUACCUCGGCUGAAAGACCGAUUCGCCGGUCUCGGUUUCCUUUUGGACGGGGCACUGGCAUUCAUCCCCCUCACCCACAGCCAAAUGUUCCUCACCGAUACCGCGGCCUGUUCAAGCCUUGAUUUCGCUUUGCGGUUCUUCACCGGGGAUUUGGACCUGGAUAAGUGGCAUCUGAGAGAGCUGAAGACGGUUGCGGGAAGCGACGGCCGAACUUACACUGAGGCACGGUUCUGGGAUCGUGACGGCAAUCUGGUUGCGAACAUGACGCAGCAGUCCAUUAUGCGGCCACUGGAAGCUACUGUUAAGGCGGCCCUCUAA